UUAUCACCAUCACCAAAUAAUAUCAAAAGCACUUCUUCGUCCUUAUACUACAAAUUGAGCUUCAAAAACUUUCUGCCUUUUCUUUCAUAUAUAUAUAGAUACCCAUCUUAAUUAUCUAACCGAGCAUCCAAACAAAAUACAUCCCAAUAACACCCACACAAAACUUGAUUCAACUUCAAUUCAUUGCACAUAUAUAUAUAUAUAUGCCAAUUUAAAGAGAAACAAUAUAAUGGCAUUAGAGACAAUAAUAUAUCCACAAGGCCAAAUUGGUAACUUUGGAUAUGAUAAUUAUAUGUUACAAGAUCACAUUUUUAGUGCAUAUUUGGAAAAUGAUACAAAUAAUCAUAUCAAUCAUCAUCAUCAUCAAGAAUCAACGACUAGCCUUGAUCACGCAUAUUGUGGUGACCAAUGGGAUAAUCCUAAUUCCUCUUCACCAGAAGAAUGUAAUCGAGUUGACGGAUUUAUUCAACGUGAACUUGGUUCACCCCAAUAUUAUCGUGACAUGAAGGUGGAAUCCAAAAGUGCCACGGCUGCUGGUCCGAAAAGGAGAAAACGUGCCAAGAAUGGUAAGAAUAAAGAAGAGCUAGAGAAUCAAAGGAUGACUCAUAUUACGGUGGAACGCAACCGACGGAAACAGAUGAAUGAAUACUUGGCUGUGAUCCGGUCACUCAUGCCAGCUUCUUAUGCUCAAAGGGGUGAUCAAGCAUCAAUAGUUGGAGGAGCCAUAAAUUUUGUGAAGGAAUUAGAGCAACAACUACAAGCCCUAGAAGUCCAAAAAAGAGCCAACAAUAAUAGCCACUCACCACCACCACAACCCUUUUCCGAUUUCUUUUCUUUCCCACAGUACUCGAUUAGCCCGGUCGCAGAUAACAGUGAUGGUAAUGAUUCAACUACUAUUAUGAAGAACCGACUACCAGCUAUAGCGGAAAUCGAAGUAACAAUGGUGGAGAGCCAUGUAAAUCUUAAAAUAUUUUCAAAAAAACGGCAAAGACAGCUCUUAAAAUUGGUGACUGGUUUACAAUGCUUAUGGCUUACUAUCCUUCAUCUUAAUGUUACCACAGUUGAGCAAAUGGUUCUCUACACUCUUAGUGUCAAGCUUGAGGAUGGAUGCCAACUUAGUACAGUAGAGGAGAUUGCCGAUGCCGUGAAUUGCGUGUUAUGGAGAAUCGAAGAAGAGUCGCUUUGUUCAAGUUAAUAACUUUUAAUUAGAUUCAAUGCUUGAUAGUACGUAUUAUAUGGGUCUUUAUAUAUAAUGAGUUGUAUUAUUUCAAAGUUUAUCAGUAGUAAAGAAUUUUCAUUUGAAGUUA
This is a messenger RNA of Erigeron canadensis, 1307 nucleotides long. Its product is annotated as transcription factor bHLH94-like. Lineage: Eukaryota; Viridiplantae; Streptophyta; Magnoliopsida; Asterales; Asteraceae. Bases 230 to 1195 code for a protein of 321 amino acids. Gene Ontology annotation, molecular function: RNA polymerase II cis-regulatory region sequence-specific DNA binding; DNA-binding transcription factor activity, RNA polymerase II-specific; protein dimerization activity. The transcript is spliced from 3 exons. Gene Ontology annotation, biological process: regulation of transcription by RNA polymerase II. The record is from RefSeq and is a predicted model, not a curated record.